Messenger RNA from Coprinopsis cinerea okayama7#130, 780 nucleotides. RefSeq lists its product as hypothetical. The transcript is spliced from 13 exons. Lineage: Eukaryota; Fungi; Basidiomycota; Agaricomycetes; Agaricales; Psathyrellaceae. The record is from RefSeq and is a predicted model, not a curated record. The coding region runs from base 1 to 780 and encodes 259 amino acids.
AUGCGAUUCGAAUCGCUUAUUACAGGCAAUAUGGGGUUGAGUUAUAUGACUAGCUCGAGUGCUGGUAUGCUCAUGUUCUAUUCGCAGUACAUCAAAGCUGGUUGUAUCACAGCACUGCUUGUUGAUUAUCUCGAAACGAUACCUCUCGAAAUACGAUACAUUUGGUAUGGGAAGAAGACAUUGGUCACGACAGUGUACUUUUUGGCUCGAUAUACUGUCUUCCUGAGCUACGUUUUCGGGGCUCUGCACACGCUGAAGUGGGCGAACAUUCCGGUUGAGAGAUGCUUCCUCACGUAUAUCCUUACGUCCGUGACGCAUAUGGUGAACUCGGCGUUUUGCGAAGGCCUGCUCUAUGCUCAGGUUUACGCCUUUUCGGGGGGUAAACGCUUGAUGGGUGUAUACCUGCUGUUCCAAUUCAUCGCCCUCCACUGUGCCAAGUUCGCCCUUCAAACACGGUACUCGAUUCGCGUCGGGGCAUUCGAAAUUCUGGAUCUAACAGAGGACGUUCACUGCAUAGCUAUAACGCCUAGUCAGGACGCUUCCUCUCAUCUGGGAGGAGUCUUCAUCGCCCAAACUGUCGGCCUGUACGUUCUCAUCGCGAUCACACUAUGGAUUCAUCGUUUUGGUUACCGCGAUUUGAAAAGUGCUCUGCUGACCGUGUUGAUUCGGAACGGAAUGAUCUACUUCGUUACUGUUACUGCCCUCUCUUCGCUAGCGAUUGCCUUCAGCUACGUCUCGAAAGGGGCCAAUAUAUUCCUUGCACCGUAUGUUCUCGGUUAA